This is a messenger RNA of Penicillium malachiteum, 1605 nucleotides long. Its product is annotated as WDR46/Utp7 family protein. Gene Ontology annotation, biological process: maturation of SSU-rRNA from tricistronic rRNA transcript (SSU-rRNA, 5.8S rRNA, LSU-rRNA). Bases 1 to 1605 code for a protein of 534 amino acids. Gene Ontology annotation, cellular component: 90S preribosome; small-subunit processome; nucleolus. NCBI's taxonomy places the organism in Eukaryota, Fungi, Ascomycota, Eurotiomycetes, Eurotiales, Aspergillaceae. The transcript is spliced from 2 exons. The record is from RefSeq and is a predicted model, not a curated record. Gene Ontology annotation, molecular function: protein binding.
AUGGCGCAUCCAACUUCCAAGGCCGUUAUGUCGGCCGAAGAGCGUGCCGAGAAGCAAAGAUUUUCUCAGGCCGAAAAGGUCUACGGCCGUGGCAAAGCAGUAUCAUCGAAGGGUGUUCAUGACAAGAAGCUUCGUGCCAACCUUAAGGCGCAAGAAGCAAAACAAAAACAGGCAAUUUUGCAAGCGAAGGAUGCCGAGAUUCUGCUGGAGCAUGAGGCGGGAUUCCUUGAGCCUGAGGGUGAAAUCGAACGAACCUACAAAGUGCGACAGGAUGAGAUUCAAGAGAGCGUUGGAAUCGAGACUGCGAAGAAGGGCUUCGAGCUCCGAUUGAACGACUUCGGUCCCUAUCGCAUGGACUACACACGGAACGGUCGCGAUCUUCUAUUAGCUGGUCGCAAGGGUCACGUUGCGACAAUGGAUUGGCGAGAUGGCAAACUGGGCUGUGAGCUCAACUUGAACGAGACAGUUCGCGAUGCGCGCUGGUUGCAUAAUAACCAGUUCUUUGCGGUUGCGCAGAAGAAAUAUGUUUACAUUUACGAUCAUCAAGGUGUUGAAUUGCACUGCUUGAGCAAGCAUUUGGAGCCUCUUUUCCUUGAAUUCCUGCCCUACCACUUCCUUCUUGCCAGUGCUCAAAUGAGCGGUUACCUCAAAUACACUGAUACCUCGACAGGUCAAACUGUCGCGGAACUUCCUACCCGUCUUGGACGCCCGACUGCCCUCUGCCAGAACCCAUCUAACGCUAUUCUCCACGUUGGACACCAGAACGGAACUGUGACUCUGUGGUCACCAAACUCUCAGACCAACCUUGUCAAGGCUCAAGUGCACAAUGGACCAGUCCGUUCUCUUGCAAUUGACCGCCUGGGUCGCUACAUGGUCUCUACUGGCCAAGACCAGAAGAUGAAUAUUUGGGAUAUUCGUAUGUUCAAGGAAGUUCACUCAUACUCUUGCUACCAACCCGGUGCAUCCUUGUCAAUCAGUGACCGUGGUCUUACAGCCGUUGGCUGGGGUACACAAGUCAGCGUUUGGCGCGGUCUCCUUGAUGCCGCACAGGCAGACCACGAGAAAGUGCAAAGCCCCUACAUGGCGUGGGGUGGUGACGGCCAGCGUAUCGAGAAUCUCCGCUGGUGUCCUUACGAAGAUGUGCUCGGUGUUGGACACGACCAAGGUUUCGCUAGUAUCCUCGUCCCCGGUGCCGGUGAGCCCAACUUUGACUCCCUCGAGGCAAACCCUUACGAGAACGUCAAACAACGACAGGAGGCCGAGGUUCACUCGCUGCUUACAAAGUUGCAGCCGGAUAUGAUCUCUCUGGACCCCAACGUUAUUGGUCGUCUCGAUACUAUCAACGACAAGAAGAUGCGGGAGGUGAAGGAUCUCGACCGUCGGCCCGAGGAGCAUAUGGAGAAGAUCAAGAACCGUGGUCGUGGCCGCAACAGUGCUCUGCGCAAGUAUCUGCGCAAGAAGGGUCAAGGCAAUGUUAUCGACGAGAAGAGACUCAAGGCCGAGGCUUUGCGCAAGGACCAUGCCGAGCGUCGCAAGGGCCAGCUUCAAAAGGCGCGCGACGAUCUGGGCCCUGCCUUGGGUCGCUUUGCCAAGCGGGAUGCUUGA